Messenger RNA from Vigna umbellata (rice bean), 1151 nucleotides. Lineage: Eukaryota; Viridiplantae; Streptophyta; Magnoliopsida; Fabales; Fabaceae. The record is from RefSeq and is a predicted model, not a curated record.
UUCAUGGCUUAUUUAAUACAGUGGUAUGCCUGAGUGCAAACUUGGCUUAAAUGAUAGAGUAUUGUUAGAGGCACAAGGUAGAACAACAAAGGGAAAGGCUAUUGACUUAGAAGACAUCAAAUUUCAUCAUUCUCAAAUUAUAUCUGGCCUUUUAUGAAGGUGUGUGCGUUUGGCUCGAUUUGAAAAUGAUAGAACAAUUUCCUUUAUACCACCUGAUGGGUCGUUUGAUUUGAUGACAUACAGGCUCAGUACGCAGGUUAAGCCUUUAAUUUGGGUGGAAGCAAGUGUUGAAAAGCAUUCAAAGAGUCGGAUUGAGAUUAUGGUAAAAGCAAGGAGUCAAUUUAAGGAGCGUAGCACUGCUACAAAUGUGGAGAUUGAGUUGCCAGUGCCUGUUGAUGCAACAAAUCCUAAUGUUCGAACUUCAAUGGGAUCUGCAUCAUAUGCACCUGAAAAGGAUGCGUUAAUCUGGAAAAUUAGAUCCUUCCCUGGAGGCAAAGAAUAUAUGUUGAGAGCAGAGUUUCGUCUUCCAAGUAUAACAGAUGAGGAUGCAACUCCUGAGAGAAAAGCCCCUAUAAGUGUCAAAUUUGAAAUACCAUACUUUACUGUUUCUGGCAUACAGGUUAGAUAUUUGAAGAUUAUUGAGAAAAGUGGUUAUCAGGCUCUUCCAUGGGUGAGAUACAUAACGAUGGCUGGAGAGUACGAACUACGGCUUAUUUAAGAACUUGUAUCUUUCUUUGGCGCUUGAAUUUUUCUCCGAAUAAUCGUGUCAACUUCCAUGGUUAAUGGUUUUAAACUGGUGGGUGGAAGAGGAACUCGAAUGAAAUUAGUUACAUUUUAUAUGGCGUGAUCAUAUCUCCCAUCAUGAUAGUUGUUUUGGCAACAGAUCGCGAGUUGCCCUUGUUCAUAAAGUUCAGGAAUUGGCAAGUGUAAGGCUGUAUCUUCUGUAAGUUUUUUUGUUCAAAUCUGUUUUUUGUUGGGAAAAAUGCUUGAUUUUUUUUCUUCUAUUAGCUUUUUAUUUACAAUCUGUCAAUCUUUUCCCAAUGUCUUAAGUUUGAUUUAUUUGUAAGAGAAUUAUUAGCUUUUGUAUUACGAAGACUGAAUAUUUCCCCCUCAUUAUUUUGUAUUCACUAUCUGACCCUCUCUUGUAUUAA